Molecule: messenger RNA, 3198 nt
Organism: Exserohilum turcica Et28A
Lineage: Eukaryota; Fungi; Ascomycota; Dothideomycetes; Pleosporales; Pleosporaceae
Exons: 6
Coding region: 1-3198 (1065 amino acids)
Biological process (GO): tRNA methylation; wybutosine biosynthetic process
Molecular function (GO): protein binding; tRNA methyltransferase activity
Source: RefSeq, a predicted model, not a curated record
AUGGUCGCAGACGCCAGCAGCCCGCGGCCCAACAAGGGCGUCGCAAAGCGCAAAGGCAACCAGAAGUCGCUGCGCGAAAGAAGGGAUGUUGACAUCAUGAACACGAAUGACAGUAGCAUCGUGUCCAAGAGAAGCGUUUCCAAACUGUAUCUCAGCCAUGAGCCCGACUUCUAUGAGCCAUUUGUGCCCAAGUUUGUUCGUCGCAACCCGCUCAUCAACCGCGGCUACUGGCUACGCAUGCAUGCCGUUGAACAAGUAGUCCGCCGCUUCUUGGAAGAAGAUUAUGGAAAGGCGAAAGUCGUCGUAAACCUUGGGUGUGGAUACGACCCUUUGCCCUUCCAGUUCUGGCACAGAUAUGCAUCUCUCUCAGAAUCGGCUACGUUCGUGGAUGUCGACUAUCCGCAGCUCAUGCACCGGAAACGGGAUCGCAUGCUGAGCAAUGACCUUCUUCGAGAUGCCCUGCUGAAGACCAAGCUCCGCCAGGCCGAGAAGCCUGUACUUCUCCGCAGUGACGGCUAUAUGGCGUUGGGCUGCGACCUCAAAGAUCUUGCAACGCUUGAAAGGGUCCUACGAGCCGAGUUUGACAUCCCUACGACCUCGAUCCUAUUCGUCGCCGAGGUGUCAGUCACUUACAUGCCGCUCAAGGACUCUGAUGCACUCAUCCAGUGGGCCAGCACCAUUGGACACGCUCGCUUCUGUAUACUAGAACAGUACCUCCCCCAGGGCCCAGAGCAUCCUUUCGCCAAAACUAUGCUUGCACACUUUGACAAAUUGCAGGCCUCAAUCAAAGCGGUCAAGUUACACUCGUCACUGAAUCAGCAGGCAGCUCGUUUCCGCAAUGCCGGUUGGCCCACGCUAGUACUGGCUCGCAAUCUAUGGGACCUCUGGUCGGAUGAUUUGUUUACCCCUCCCACCCUUAGGCGCCAUCUGGAUGCUACCGAGCCGUUUGACGAGUGGGAAGAAUUCGCGCUAUUUGGCGGCCAUUACUUCCUACUUGUCGCCUCAAACGCGGAGCCACAGGGAUCAACUGAGUCGAUGCACGACGAGGCAGCCACAAGGGAGGACGCGAAUGCUACCAACGCGAAUAGUAUUACCCUGCAUUCCUGGAAGCAGCCAGCUGAUGCCGCAUUGACGGUAAGGCGUUUUCCGGCCGCCUUUGCGUUUAGCAGUGACACGGUGGCUGUCCAUGGCGGACAAGGAACGCAAGCCCGCCUCGCCGAUAUGGAUGUGAUGGGACUUGAGGGUCAGAGCGGGGACUCUUCCAUUCGUCCCGGUGACCUCGUGCCUACUGCACGCAUGUGCCAUACAAUCACGUCAAUGCAAGACGGCGAAGCGCUGUUGGUCGGAGGCCGUGGGUCGCCAACCCAGGCAUGUGCAGAUUGCUGGCUCUUCAAGCAUGGGACCUGGACUAAGGUCGACGACCUUGUGCCGGCUCGCUACCGUCAUUCAGCAGUCGCCGUUUCACUAGGGUCUGGAGAGUCACAGUGUCAUGGUGUCCUAGUGUUCGGCGGCAGAGCCAGUGACGGCACAGUCCUCGACGCCAAUCGCUACUGCGCCCUGUGGACAGCCAACAACGGAUGGCACAGCAUUUCCGUCGACGGACCGCGUCCAUCCGCACGCUUCGGCGCCGCCAUGUCUACGAUCGAUUCCGCCAAAAACCAGGGGCUCGUGAUAGGAGGCGCGAACGAAAGCGGCGUGGUUGUCGAAGACGCCAUAUGGGAGUGGUCCAUUUCCGCCACACCAACACCACGACUGAGCUUUAAAGACCGCACCAAUGAUCUGCGCGGCGGCAUAGCAAAUUAUGCACUCGGACGUAUAGGCUCAAUCCUGGUACCCUGGAACGACUCUCUGUUGAUGAUUGGAGGUGUUUCGAAGAAGCAUAUCCACAGUCUAUCAGACGACUUUAUGAUUUUGACAUGCACCGACUCGAGCAUCCAUGUGGAGCGUCCCAUGCUGCAGGUGUUGCCACCAACGUCGUGGCCUCUGCUAGUCGGUGUAGGGGCCGUUUCAUCGUCUCGAGGCGAAAUUGUGCUGGCAGGAGGAGGAGCGGUAUGCUUCUCCAUGGGCAGCUACUGGAAUGAAGAUCCGAUUACCAUGAUCCCUGGCGCUACGCAAGGGGCCAAGCCGUGGCGUCGUGUUGGGUCGAGUCAGAUCAGCGGCACAGCAGGCACAAAGGACACGGCGCAAGCGAAGCCAGCUGAAACGGGGCUUCAAGGCCGGCAAGAGAAGACGUCGAAAGUGAAGAAGAGACCCGUCACUUCAGCACGCACAAAGGAGAUUCCAAGAGUCCAGGUCAAGUCGGCAGACGACUUUGCAGCGCUGAUUGCAUUGUCCAAGCCCGCCAUCAUCGAGGGCCUUGACGUUGGUCCCUGCACAGACCUGUGGACGCUGGACUAUCUGAAAGAGAAACUCGGUCCCGAAAGGGAUCUCGUAGUGCACGAGUGCUCGUCCGACCGCAUGACGUUCAAAGACAAGAAUUUCGCCUACGUGAAGAAAUCCGCCGCCAGCUUCCUCGACGGCAUCGCCCAGGGCUCCCACGAGUACCUCCGCGCCGUGUCCUCGAGCCAACCCACCAAGCUGCCCACCUCGCUCGAAGCAGACUUCCCCAGCAUAGCCCCCGACUUCCAAAUCCCAGAGCCCUGUGCAGUGAUCAAGCAAACCCUACACAGCUCUCCCCUCCGCAUCUCAGGCCCCGUCUCCCUCUGGCUCCACUACGACGUCCUCUCCAACAUCCUGUGUCAGAUCCGCGGCACAAAAACACUCAUCUUGUACCCGCCCUCCGACGUCUCGUACCUGGAUUUCCCACCAGGCGGCUCCUCGUCAAACACCGAUGUCCUGGCAUCCAGAGACCCCAAGCUGCGUCAUACACACCCGCACAUUGCGUCGCUGCGCCCCGGUGACAUCCUGUUUAUCCCGCCCAUGUGGAGCCACACAGCGACGCCCGAACAGGGCGUCAGCGUCGCUGUCAAUGUGUUUUGGCGCGGCCUGGACAAGGGAUAUGCGGCGGGCAAGGACGUCUACGGCAACCGCGAUUUGCAGGCGUAUGAAAAUGGGCGGCGGGAUGUCGAUAAGAUUGUUCGGGCGUUCCGUGAGGUCCCGGGAGAUGUGUCGCGGUUUUAUCUCGAGAGGCUGGCAUCUGAGAUUCUCGAGCGAGCACGCAAGUUGGGGGAGAAAAGGGGUGGAGGCGAGCAUGAGUAA